This is a messenger RNA of Tuber aestivum (summer truffle), 691 nucleotides long. NCBI's taxonomy places the organism in Eukaryota, Fungi, Ascomycota, Pezizomycetes, Pezizales, Tuberaceae. The record is from the annotation of a GenBank genome assembly.
AUGGCUCGAGCUUCAUUCAUCCUAUCCGUAUGUUUCAACAAUUUUCCCCCCAGGUAAGUACAAAAUCAAUUGUAUAUGUUGAGUGAUGUGUGAGUACUUACAUUGUUGUUAAGCAAUAGUCAAUCAAUGUGAACGCCCCCGGUGCACAAGACCCGACUAACGGGACCCCAAAUCCUGAAACGGUAAUGUUUAUGAUGAUAAAACUAAUCCUUCAAGUUUGCAAUAUUCUAACUAUCUUCUAGCCAUCUGAUACCAUAACGAACGAUCGAUUCACCACGCUUGAUGUCCUAAUGUUUGUGAACACAGCUGCUAUUGCAUACCACCAAAUUGGGAGGCUCCGGCCGAUCCCUUGCCCAUAUGCAAUAGCAGUUGUGUUCACAAAUGUUAGGACAUUACAAGUAGUAGUCCAAGCUAUGCUACACCUCGCUGAGAGCUUACACAGUCUACAUGACCUUAGGCUAACCAGAUUGAUAAGAUCAUGUUGAAACUUGUUUUCUACGACCAUCAUAUCGAGGAAAAUAAGACAAAAAGACAAGCCGAGAUGGAGGGACGUCUUACCCAAAGGCAGAUUGAGAUGGAGGAAAGGCUCACCAGAGCAAUACAAAUUUCUGCUACCCAACUCAAAUUAGAGUUGAAGCUUGGGGACCAAGAAAAAAAUGUGUCUCACGGUGGCCGGAGCUGGUGGAAUUGA